Messenger RNA from Manis javanica (Malayan pangolin), 2258 nucleotides. It is a transcript of the gene GRN, whose product is annotated as granulin precursor. Lineage: Eukaryota; Metazoa; Chordata; Mammalia; Pholidota; Manidae. Gene Ontology annotation, cellular component: extracellular region. The record is from RefSeq and is a predicted model, not a curated record.
UUGGCUCACCUUUUGGGAAUCUCUGUCCUCGCACUCGGAGUUGGGGGGCUGCCACCUAGUGGAAGAUGAUGGAGUUGGGGGCCUGAAGAGGCUCCUGUGCUCCGUCCACUGUAGCAGUGUGGGGUGGGGGCGAGGGGUCGCCUCUCCGGAUCGUGCUGAAAGGCAGACCAUGUGGACCCUGGUGAGCUGGGUGGCCUUAAUGGCAGGGUUGGUGACUGGAACGCAGUGCCCAGAUGGUCAGGUCUGCCCUGUAGCCUGCUGCCCGGAUCCUGGAGGAGCCAGCUACAGCUGUUGCAAUCCUGUCCCGGACAGUUGGCCCACAGCACUGAGCAGACAUCUGGGCAGACCCUGCCAGACUGGUGCCCACUGCCCUCCUGGCUAUUCCUGCCUCCUUACCGUCUCAGGGACUUCUAGCUGCUGCCCGUUCCCAGAGGCUGUGUCAUGUGGAGAUGGCCACCACUGCUGCCCACGGGGCUACCACUGCAGCACAGAUGGGCAGUCCUGCUUCCAAGCAUCAGAAUCCUGGGUCAUCCUGUCCACAGACAACAACCCCUUGGGAGCUGUCCAGUGCCCUGAUCCCCGAUUUGAAUGCCCCAACUUCUCCACAUGCUGCAUUAUGCUUGAUGGCUCCUGGGGAUGCUGCCCCAUACCCCAGGCUUCUUGCUGCCGAGACAGGGUGCACUGCUGCCCCCGUGGUACCUUCUGUGACCUGUUUAAUGCCCGCUGCCUCACUGCCACAGGCACCCUCCCCCUGGCAAAGAAGAUCCCAGCACAGAGGACUAAUAGGGCAGUGAUCUUGUGCCCUGACAGGCAUUCUGAGUGCCCUAAUGAUUCUACCUGCUGUGAACUGCCUGAUGGGAAGUAUGGCUGCUGCCCAAUGCCCAAUGCCAUCUGCUGCUCCGACCACACGCACUGCUGCCCCCAGGACACUGUGUGCGAUCUGAUCCAGAGUAAGUGCCUCCAUGAGGAGAAUGCCACAGACCUCCUCACCAAGCUGCCCGCAUACACAGUGCAGGAGGUGAAGUGUGACCUGGAGAUGAGCUGCCCAGAUGGCUACACCUGCUGCCGUCUACAGUCUGGGGACUGGGGCUGCUGUCCUUUUGUCCAGGCUGUAUGCUGUGACGAUCAUGUACACUGCUGCCCAGCUGGGUUUAGGUGUAACACAGAGAAGGGUACCUGUGAACAGGGGGUCCACCACAUGCCCUGGAUGGAGAAGACCCCAGCCCACCACAGCCUGUCAGGCCCCAAAGCCACGGAGGAUGAUGUCCUCUGUGAUAACGUCACCAGCUGUCCCUCCUCCACCACCUGCUGUCGGCUCAUGUCUGGGGAGUGGGGCUGCUGUCCUGUUCCAGAGGCUGUCUGCUGCUCCGACCACCAGCACUGCUGUCCCCAGGGCUACAUGUGCAUAGCUGAGGGAUGGUGUCAGAGGGGAAGCAAGAUAGUAAUCGGACAGAAGAAGAGGCCUGCCUACCGGACUUCCCUGUCCCCACCCAGAGACAUGGGCUGUGACCAGCGCACCAGCUGCCCAGUGGGACAGACCUGCUGCCCAAGCCUGAGUGGGGGCUGGGCCUGCUGCCAGCUGCCCCAUGCGGUGUGCUGCGAGGACCGCCAGCAUUGCUGCCCAGCUGGGUAUGCCUGCAAUGUGAAGGCCCGGUCCUGUGAGAAGGAGGUGGACCCUGUCCGCCCUGCUGCCCACCUGGCCCGAGGCCCUCCCAUCGGGGUGGGGAAUGUGGAGUGUGGGGCGGGCCACUUCUGCCAUGAUAAUCAGACCUGCUGCCGAGAUAGCCGAGGAGGCUGGGGCUGCUGUCCCUAUCGCAAGGGCAUCUGUUGUGGAGAUCAGCGUCACUGCUGUCCUGCUGGCUUCCACUGUGGGGCCAAGGGCACCAAGUGUUUGCGCAGGGAGACUCUGCGCUGGGACACUCCUUUGAGGGACCCAGCCCCAAGACAGCUGCUGUGAGGAGGAUGCAGGACUGAAGGCACUCCGCAGCCCUCGGGAUUCUGCUCAGAGGGAUCUAUCCACUGCUCAGGCCUCCCCAGCUCUUCUUCUCCACCAAAUUCUUCUGGACCCCCCUUUUCUGAGUCCCCCAUCAUUGUGGGAGGUGGGCCCUGUCAGUAGGGGGGCUGUGGAAAAAGCCACAUUACAAGCUGCCAUCCCCUCCCCCAAUUUCCAUGGACCCUGUGGCUAGGUGCUCUUCCCUAUCCACAGGUGUGUGUGUCUGUGUGUGCUGCAGUAAAGUUUGUAUACUUUCUUAACAGUG